UUACGUCUAUAUGAAAAAAUGUCAUCAGACAGUUGGACAGCUUUCAAAUGUAAUUUGAUUUUGAACAAAUUUUGUUUGCAAAACGCGGUAAAUUUACACUAAACAAAUAUUCUAUUGAUCCCAAAACAUUUGUAAGUCUAAGCUAGUUAUGGGCACUUUUUGUUGAUUAUUUAGAUUUAAAAACUAACAAGUGUGAACCAUAUUUGUAGUAAUAAAAUAAUUAUGGAUUCCCUAAAAGCUCUAGAAGAGUAUCUUAAGUCUAAAGACAAUGCCGAAAAUUUCCUUAGUUCUUCAGAAAUUCCUUCUAUUUGCAAAACUGAAGCUUGCAUGCUUGGUGUAGAUGAAGCAGGCCGUGGUCCAGUAUUGGGACCAAUGGUCUAUGGUGUGGCCUAUUGCCCUUUAAGCCAAAAGAAAAUACUUGAAUCUUUAGGAUGUGCAGACUCUAAAGCUUUAACAGAAGACAAACGAGAUGAAAUCUUUACAAAAAUGUUGACUGAACAAGAAUCAAUAGACAAUGUUGGCUGGAAAGCUGAAGUUAUCUCACCUAAAUAUAUUUCAAACUCUAUGUAUAGAAGAGCUAAACAUUCCUUGAAUGAGGUGUCAAUGAAUUCUGCAAUUAGUUUAAUACAGAUGGUGCUGGAUGGUGGGGUAAAUUUAGUAGAAAUUUAUGUUGACACUGUUGGUCCUCCUGAAAAAUAUCAAGCAAAACUAUCAGAAAUAUUUCCUAAUAUUAAAAUUACUGUAGCUAAAAAAGCCGACUCCAUAUAUCCUAUAGUGUCAGCGGCCAGUAUAGUUGCGAAAGUGACGAGAGACCACGCACUCAAGGUUUGGAACUUCAAGGAGGGUCUGGACAUGGAUCAUAGUCAAUUCGGUAGUGGAUAUCCUGGAGAUCCAUUAACAAAAAAAUUUAUUCGUGAGCAAAUAGAUCAUGUCUUUGGGUAUCCAUUGUUAGUUAGAUUUAGCUGGUCGACGUCAGAGCUCAUGCUUCAAGAGAAAGCAGCAAUAUGCACAUUUGAAGAUAUAGAAGAAAGUCCAAAUAAAAAAGCUGCCGGUACGAAAUCCAUUAGCACUUUCUUUUCACCAAAAGACGACAAAACAUCGAGGAAAAGACACAAAUUCUUUCAAGAAAGAUGUCUGAAAAUUACAAAUGCCUUCGAAUAAACUAAUAUUAAAUAGACUUGUGCUUUUAUAAGCAUGUAUAAAUAAUCAUGUUUUUUUUAAAGAUUUUAGAAUAAA
Papilio machaon (common yellow swallowtail) is the source of this 1236-nucleotide messenger RNA. RefSeq names its product ribonuclease H2 subunit A. The record is from RefSeq and is a predicted model, not a curated record. Lineage: Eukaryota; Metazoa; Arthropoda; Insecta; Lepidoptera; Papilionidae. Gene Ontology annotation, biological process: DNA replication, removal of RNA primer; mismatch repair. Gene Ontology annotation, cellular component: ribonuclease H2 complex. The coding region runs from base 223 to 1161 and encodes 312 amino acids. Gene Ontology annotation, molecular function: RNA binding; RNA-DNA hybrid ribonuclease activity. The transcript is spliced from 5 exons.